AUGAUCGAUCUCGCGACAGCGUUGCUCAUCACAGCGGCCUUCCUUAGGACAACGCUUGCUCUUGAUGCAUGUCCCAAUGGCGAGAAGAUCUAUACUGGUGCGAGUGGCAUGAGCUACAAACUAUGCCCCAACUCUGAUUUCUUGGGUGAAACUGUUCAAAUUCGAGGCAAUGUUAACUCGCUGGAAGAAUGCGCUGCAAUGUGCGAUGGGGAUAAGAAUUGUUAUAGGGGGGUUUACGACCACGACUAUCGUUAUUGCCACAUCAAGGCUCAGGGUGCUAUGCGUUGGGAGCCGAGCCAGCAGUUUGACGUUAUUCAACAAAACUUCAAGGAUAUUGCUCGCUGCCCAGGCCAAGAGACAUCUUACUCCAGUAAUGGUAAAAAUUACAAGAUCUGUCGCUCUUCAGAUCUCCGAGGUGGUACUCUUCAAAUCCAAUGGAAUGUCAACUCAUUGAAUGACUGCGCUGACCGUUGCGCUCGGGAUGGCGCAUGUGUUCAUGCUUUGUGGGACGCAACUUACAAAGCCUGCCAUUUCAAGGGCAGCCAGGAAACAAAUACAAUCAUAUGGUCAUUAAACAAGCAAUUCGACACCAUCCGACUCGAUCUCAAAUUUCCUCGAGCUACUAAGGGCGAAUGGUCUGAUCUAGUGUGGCUCCCACUGAUUCCCGUUGCCGGCUAUGUGGUUCCAGAAUUCCCUUCUUCAUCACGAUUGCUUGUGUUCAGCGCAUACAAGCCUUUUGAGUUUUCUGGCCCCAUGAAGCAAACUGUAUUUGGAGACUACAAUUUCAAUACUGGCCAGACGUCCUUGAGAACUAUUGCGAACACCCAGCACGAUAUGUUCUGCCCUGGAAUCAGUAGUCUCCAAGACGGACGAAUCCUGAUUCAGGGGGGUUCAGACGCAUCUGUAACGAGCUUUUACAACCCAUCGACUAACGAGUUCACACGUGGUCCUGAUCUUGGGAAAGCUCGAGGCUAUCAAUCUUCUGUUACAACCUCCGACAACAAAAUUUUUACCAUCGGAGGAGCAUGGAGCGGUGCCCGUGAAGGAAAGGAUGGCGAGGUUUACGAUCCGAAGAGCAACACUUGGACGCCGCUUCCUGGUGCUAAAGUCGGGCCAAUGUUGACUCAGGACAAUGCUGGCAUCUGGAGAGAGGAUAACCACGCUUGGCUGUUCGCAUGGCGAAAUGGCUCCGUCUUCCAAGCUGGGCCUAGCAAGGCUCAGAACUGGUACGGCACUGCAGGCCAAGGAUCGCAAGUCGGCGCAGGCAUCCGAGAUGACAACCACGCAAUGUGUGGCAUUUUUGCCAUGUAUGAGCCCGGUAAAAUCUUCAGUUCUGGUGGCUCAACAUCCUACUCCGAUGUCGCGUCUCUUACUCGUGCGCAUAUCACUACCAUCGACAAGCCAUACCAGCCUGCCAAGGUUGAGCGCAUGCCUGACAUGGCCUUUCCUCGUGGCUAUGCCAAUGCCGUCGUGCUUCCGGAUGGCACAGUCUUCAUUACCGGUGGCCAGCGGUGGGUUAAGGGAUUUCAAGAUACCGAUUCCGUAGUCUACCCGGAGCUGUUCAACCCCUACACCAAACAGUGGCGGACUCUUGCUCCAGAAGCUAUUCCCCGGAAUUACCACUCCAUCAGCAUUCUGCUCGCUGAUGGCCGUGUUUUCAGCGGAGGCGGGGGUCUCUGCUGGACUGGCGGAGAUUGCGAUCCACAUGCCGAUCAUCCCAAUGGCCAAAUAUUUUCGCCGCCGUACCUCUUCAAUUCUGACGGUUCGGUCGCCACCCGCCCUGUCAUUUCCAGCGUCAGUGCCCGGUCUAUCAAGGUUGGAGGCUCGUUCACGAUAAACAUGUCAGUAUCAGCAUUGAAUCUCAAAUUCGUGCUUGUGCGCAUGGGUAGCGUGACCCAUUCGGUCAACACUGACCAAAGACGUAUCCCUUUGACAAACGUUUCUAGAAGCGGACCUAACUACACUGUAAGCCUACCAAACGACAGUGGUGUGCUUAUCCCCGGAAUGUAUUACUUGUUUGUCUCGUCUGCAAAUGGUACACCGAGUCUGGCGAGGACAAUGCAGAUAAUGCUGUAG
Messenger RNA from Bipolaris victoriae FI3, 2076 nucleotides. RefSeq names its product copper radical oxidase. Bases 1 to 2076 code for a protein of 691 amino acids. Lineage: Eukaryota; Fungi; Ascomycota; Dothideomycetes; Pleosporales; Pleosporaceae. The transcript has 4 exons. The record is from RefSeq and is a predicted model, not a curated record. Gene Ontology annotation, molecular function: protein binding.